Vespa velutina is the source of this 2347-nucleotide messenger RNA. It is a transcript of the gene cbc, whose product is annotated as protein CLP1 homolog. Gene Ontology annotation, cellular component: nucleus; mRNA cleavage factor complex. Gene Ontology annotation, biological process: tRNA splicing, via endonucleolytic cleavage and ligation. Lineage: Eukaryota; Metazoa; Arthropoda; Insecta; Hymenoptera; Vespidae. The transcript is spliced from 4 exons. Gene Ontology annotation, molecular function: polynucleotide 5'-hydroxyl-kinase activity. The record is from RefSeq and is a predicted model, not a curated record. The coding region runs from base 856 to 2124 and encodes 422 amino acids.
AGUAGUAUCGUCCCCCACUAAGUGUUCAAUAAAUCACUUUCAAAAUUUUUUAAAUUAAUUAAAUAAAUAUACAUAUACGAAUACUUUUUGUUAUGUAAAUUUGUAAAAUUAAAAAAUUAGAAAACGUUCACAAUGCAUAUGACAUAUACUAAUUAUAAGUUGACGAUAUAUGUAUAUAGAUAAUUAAUAAUGAAUACGAGGAAGCAAACAAAAAGCGUAUUCAAGUGUUUUAAUAAUAACACAUAAAUUGUUGAAAGCAAAUUAUCGAUAUGACGUCACCGUCUUUCUCUUUAAUUUGCAAUGUGGCUUAAGUUUGCAUGUCAACGAUUUAUAUAUAUAUCUCACAUAUAUUCAAAUAUUCGAUAUCUUGAAAACUUUUAUCCUGAAUUUCCUUUCUUUUUAUGUAAAUUAAGUGCUUAUAUUAAGUACAUAUGUAAAUGUGUCCGCAUAUAAUUAUAAAUAUCGACUUUUCGAAGUUAUAAAUAUCGAAUUUUUCUAAGUUAAUAUUUUUUUUUCAGAGUUUUCGACACUUUUCGAAAUUUAAAUUCUCAUCUAAUGCCGUAUUAAUAUACAAGAGUAAAAUUUUCGAAUUGUUAUGUAUCACUUAUGUUAUGUACUGUUCAAAGAAAAUACAUUAAUCAGCAUUGUUUUUUCUUGUUUAUCCCUUUAAACGUCUCUGUCUAAGUAUAAUUAAGUUUACGAACAAAAAACAAAAAGAAAAAAAAUCAUACGAUUGAUCUUAAUCUAACCUAUAAAAAAAAAAAAAAAGAAAAAGAAGGAAGGUUUUAAAGUUGAACAUUGGAUAAGUUUAUUUAAUUUGAAAGAUAAUUUUUAAAUAAUAUAAAAAGAAAUAACAUGUCGGACGAAAAAUCUACAACGCAAGAAUUUAAAUUGGAUCCCGACUGUGAACUACGUUUUGAAGUAGAAAGUAAAAAUGAGAAAGUAACAUUAGAGUUAAAAAAUGGAUUAGGUGAAGUAUUUGGGACAGAAUUAGUGAAAGGUAAAAAGUAUGAAUUUAGUGCCGGAGCCAAAGUAGCUGUCUUUACCUGGCAAGGAUGUACCGUUGAACUAGUUGGAAAAACGGAUGUCACCUACGUAGCCAAAGAAACGCCAAUGGGUUUAUAUCUAAACUGUCAUGCAGCUAUGGAAAGAAUGCGAGAGGCAGCAGAAAAAGGAGAUAGAAGAGGUCCCAUAACUAUGGUUGUAGGACCCUGUGAUGUAGGAAAAUCAACUCUUUGUAGACUUUUAUUAAAUUAUGCAGUUAGAAUGGGAAGAAGGCCAAUCUUUGUUGAUCUGGACGUUGGACAAGGUGAUAUAGCUAUACCUGGUACUGUAGGUGCUUUAUUGGUAGAGAGACCAUCUAAUGUAAUAGAAGAUUUUAGUCAACAAGCACCACUCGUUUUUCAUUUUGGACAUAAGACCCCGUCAGCUAAUGUUGCUCUGUACAAUCUUCUUGUAACUCGUUUGGCAGAAGUUUGUUCUGACCGACUUCAGGCAAACAAAAAGGCAAGAGUUUCAGGAAUUGUAAUAAACACUUGCGGUUGGGUAAAAGGAGAUGGAUAUAAAUUGCUGACACAUGCUGCGCAAGCAUUCGAAGUUGAUGCUAUUUUAGUGUUAGAUCAAGAAAGACUUUACAAUGAACUUGUUAGGGAUAUGCCGGAUUUUGUAAAAGUCGUUUUCCUACCAAAAAGUGGUGGUGUAGUUGAAAGAAGUCAAGCGCAAAGAACCGAAGCUAGGGAUCAAGGAGUACGUGCAUAUUUUUAUGGAUCAAGAACACCUUUGUAUCCUCAUAGCUUUGAAGUAAAAUGGAAUGAAGCAAGAUUAUAUAAAAUAGGAGCACCUGUUUUACCUGCAUCUUGUAUGCCAUUAGGAAUGAAAGCUGAAGAUAAUUUAACAAAAUUAGUUGCUGUCACGCCUGGUCCUAAUUUAUUACAUCAUCUGUUAUCCGUAUCUUUUGCGGAUUCUCCUGAAGAUGAUGUUGUACAAACUAAUGUUGCCGGAUUCGUUUGUGUCACUAAUGUCGACGUAGACAGACAAACUUUUACUGUACUUAGUCCCCAACCAAGACCACUGCCAAAUACCGUUCUAUUACUUUCAGAUAUACAAUUUAUGGAUAGCCACUGAUUUCUAUUAUUUUUAUUAUAAGAUCGUAUGAACAACAUUAAGUAAAUUGUAAUUUGAUAGACUGAUCUUAUGUUAAGAUUUAUCACUUUUUGUGUUUUUACUGUAUAAAUAAUAUAAUGUAUCUGUUAUUUUUAAGACGAAAAGAAAUUAUUUUCAUAAAACAACUAUACUCCUGUAUAAAAGGAUAAAAAACGUAAUUUUUAAUAAAUAGAUAGAAAAUGAA